Messenger RNA from Pseudocercospora fijiensis CIRAD86, 2262 nucleotides. RefSeq lists its product as uncharacterized. Gene Ontology annotation, cellular component: Noc2p-Noc3p complex; Noc1p-Noc2p complex; nucleoplasm. Gene Ontology annotation, biological process: ribosomal large subunit biogenesis. Lineage: Eukaryota; Fungi; Ascomycota; Dothideomycetes; Mycosphaerellales; Mycosphaerellaceae. The coding region runs from base 1 to 2262 and encodes 753 amino acids. The record is from RefSeq and is a predicted model, not a curated record. The transcript has a single exon.
AUGGCGCAGAGCAAGGCGACCAAGAAGUUCGAGAAGAACAAGCUGAAAGGUGUGCUGGACCACCGCAACUCGAUCAAGAAAGUCAAGCAGAAACAGCAGCUCAAGGCGAGAAAAAAGGCUAGGAAGGCGGAAGAAAAUGGCAGAGAGCCAGGAGAGGAGGUCAAGCCCAAGACCAGCAGCAAGAAAGCUGCAGAUGAGGCAUUCAAGGACAUGAGCGUGGACGACUUCUUUCAGGGCGGCUUCGAAGUGCCAGAGCUACCCAAGAAGAAGGGAAGCAAGAGAAAGCGGGACGAGGAAGAAGAGACUGAUGCGUCGGACUCGGACGACUCCUUGGUGCAUGAAGCUGUACCUGGUGCCAGUGACGAUGGGUCAGACUCAGAAAGCGACGAAGGAGAUUUCAAGGAACAACUGGAUGCGCUCGCGAAAAAAGACCCAGAAUUCCACAAAUUGCUGCAGAAGGACGAGCCGGAAGUGUUCAACGAUCUUGAUGCCUUGCAGCUGAGCGAAGAGGAAUAUGAUGAACCGAAGCGCAAGAAGAGAAAGGGUGACGAGUCUGAAGAAGAGAUGGGCAACGAGCUGGGUUUGGCGACAGUAAAGAAGUGGAGGAAAGCGCUGGUCGAGCAGCAUUCGCUUCGAGCUGCAAAGGAGACUACAAUCGCUUUCCGCUCUGCAGUGCAAAAUGCAGACGCGGAAGAAAAAGACUUCAAAUAUUCUGUGUCUGAUCCAGACGUCUACCAUGAACUCCUCACCACUGCGCUCAAGGAGAUCCCGAGCAUUUUUCAACACCAUUUACCAACAUCGGAGAAGAAAAACGGCAGAGCACAGGUCGCAACAGAUUCGAAGAAGUUCAAGACUUUGACCCCCAUUCUUCGCUCGCAUGUGGCAGGGAUCACACAUCUUUUGAACAACCUAACGGAUGCUGCCACCUUACGAUUGACGUUGUCGUCUCUCCUACCACUUUUGCCCUACCUGUUGUCGUUCAAAAAGCUUGUCCGAGACGUGGCGAAACCUGUCACCGAAGUCUGGUCGACCUACUCCAACACCGAGAGCACCAGAAUAGCCGCAUUUCUCGUUAUGCGAAGACUGGUCGUCAUCAGCGAUCCUGGCAUUCGAGAAGGAGUGCUCAAGGCUACGUACCAGGCUCUUGUGAAAGGUGCGCGCAACACUUCCGUCCACACUAUGCCUGGUGUGAACCUGAUGAAGAACUCCGCUGCCGAGCUUUGGGGACUCGCGGGAACAGAAGGAGGCGUGGCGUACACGACGGCUUUCAACUUCAUCCGAAGUUUGGCCAUGCAUUUGCGGAGUAGCAUUACCAACAAUGCCAAGGAGAGCUACAAGACCGUCUACAAUUGGCAGUUCGUGCAUAGUCUCGACUUCUGGGGCAGAGUGCUUGCAGCGCACUGCACGGACUCUUCCUCAACACUUCAGCCACUGAUCUAUCCCCUGGUACAAGUCACACUUGGUGCUCUACGAUUGAUUCCAACAGCAACAUACUUCCCUCUGCGAUUCCAGCUGGUUCAUUCUCUGCUUCGAGUCAGCUUGGCCACUGGCACGUAUAUCCCGCUCGCAGCACCUCUCUACGAAGUUCUGGCGAGCGCUGAAAUGCGCAAGCCUCCUAAGCCUAGCACUCUGAAGCCGCUCGAUUUCAACACCACCAUUCGUACUCCAAAGCCGUAUUUGCGCACAAGGACAUAUCAAGAUGGUGUAGCUGAGCAAGUCCAGGAGUUGCUUUCGGAAUUUUUCGUGAUGUGGGCUAAGAACAUCGCCUUCCCAGAGCUCGCACUACCUGUCACAGUCAUGCUUCGAAGAUGGCUGAAAGAGGCUAACGCGCGUAGUAAGGCUAAGGCAGGCAACAAGAAUCAGAAGAUCAAUGGCAUGAUGCAACUACUGGUGCAAAAGCUCGAAGCGAACUCGAGGUGGAUCGAAGAGCGCAGAGCUAAGGUCGACUUUGCUCCGAAUGAUCGGAAGGGUGUCGAGAGUUUCCUGGAUGACGUGACUUGGGAGAAAACGCCAUUGGGUGCGUAUGUUGUGGGUCAGCGCAAAUCAAGAGACGAAAAAGCUCGGAUCGUGGAAGAAGGUAGGAAGGAAGAAGAGCGCAGAAGGCAAAAAGAAAAAGAUGCCAAGGGAGCUGCAGAGGAAGAGUUCGAGGGUGAUGAAGAUGAAGAAGCAUCGGACGAAGACGAAGACGAAGCCGACGAGAUGGUUGAUGGUGAGCUCGAGGACGAUGAUGAAGGAGAAGAGGAAGAAGGGGAGAGCGAUUGA